Molecule: messenger RNA, 9546 nt
Organism: Artibeus jamaicensis (Jamaican fruit-eating bat)
Lineage: Eukaryota; Metazoa; Chordata; Mammalia; Chiroptera; Phyllostomidae
Gene: GK5
Product: glycerol kinase 5
Exons: 16
Coding region: 101-1702 (533 amino acids)
Biological process (GO): glycerol-3-phosphate biosynthetic process; glycerol metabolic process; triglyceride metabolic process
Cellular component (GO): mitochondrion
Molecular function (GO): glycerol kinase activity
Source: RefSeq, a predicted model, not a curated record
CGGUGGCCUAGCCCUGCGCUCGCAACCUGGAGGUGCUGGCGUUUGUGCCGCGCCCCCGAGGUAGCCUGCUGUGGCGACAGGACAGGCUUACGGGAUCGGAAUGCCUGGGCUGUCCACCUUCUCCGAACGGUGGCGUCCGGAGCAGAGCUCGCCACACUCCGACGCAGGCUUCGUGCUGGGGCUGGACGUGGGCAGCUCGGUGAUCCGCUGCCACGUCUAUGACCGCGCGGGGAGGAUCCGCGGCUCCAGCGCCCAGAAGGUAGAGAAUCUUUAUCCUCAAAUUGGCUGGGUUGAAAUUGAUCCUGAUGUUCUUUGGCUUCAAUUUGUUGCUGUAAUAAAAGAAUCUGUCAAAGCUGCAGGAGCUGAGAUGAAUCAAAUUGUUGGCCUUGGCAUUUCAACACAGAGAGCGACUUUUAUUACAUGGAACAAGAAAACGGGAAAUCAUUUUCAUAACUUCAUUAGUUGGCAAGAUCUAAGAGCUAUUGAACUCGUAAAAUCUUGGAAUAGUUCCCUUAUAAUGAAGCUAAUACACAGUUCCUGCCGAAUGCUUCACUUUUUCACUAGAAGUAAACGAUUUUUAGCAGCCAGUUUGUUCACUUUCACGACCCAGCAUGUUUGUUUGAGAUUGGCCUGGAUUUUACAGAACAUGGCUGAGGUGCAAAAAGCAAUUGAAGAAGAAAAUUGCUGCUUUGGGACUGUUGAUACCUGGUUGUUACAUAAACUCACAAAAGGUUCUGAAUUUGCUACAGACUUUUCAAAUGCAAGUACCACUGGACUUUUUGACCCAUAUGAGAUGUGUUGGAGUGGCCCAAUUACUUCUUUGCUCUCAAUACCGCUUUCUCUCCUGCCUCCUGUGAGGGAUACAAGCUUCAAUUUUGGAUCAGUGGAUGAAGAGAUAUUUGGUGUGCCCAUACCAAUAAUGGCCUUGGUUGCCGACCAGCAAUCAGCCAUGUUUGGGGAGUGCUGUUUCCAGACAGGUGAUGUGAAGUUGACCAUGGGAACUGGGACAUUUUUGGAUAUUAAUACUGGAAAUAGCCCUCAACAGAACAUUGGAGGUUUUUAUCCAUUAAUUGGGUGGAAGAUUGGUCAAGAGGUUGUAUGCUUAGCUGAAGGAAAUGCAGGAGACACUGGUACUGCCAUAAAAUGGGCUCAACAACUGGAUCUUUUCACGGAUGCUGCUGAGACUGAAAAAAUGGCCAAAAGUUUGGAGGAUUCUGAAGGAGUUUAUUUUGUUCCAUCUUUUAGUGGAUUGCAGGUUCCAUUAAAUGACCCCUGUGCGUGUGCCUCUUUCAUGGGUUUGAAGCCUUCCACUAGUAAAUACCAUCUUGUACGAGCAAUAUUGGAGUCUAUAGCUUUCAGAAACAAACAGUUGUAUGAGAUGAUGCAGAAAGAGAUUCGCAUUCCAGUAACAAAAAUUCGGGCAGAUGGAGGAGUUUGUAAGAACGGUUUUGUAAUGCAGAUGACUUCAGACCUGAUUAAUGAGGAUAUAGACAGGCCCGUCCACCUUGACAUGUCGUGCCGAGGUGCAGCUUUUCUCGCUGGCCUUGCUGUUGGGUUUUGGACUGACAAGGAAGAACUAAAGCAACUGAGGCAAAGUGAAAUGGUUUUCAAGCCACAGAAGAAAUGGCAAGAAUACGAGACAAGCAUGGAAAACUGGGUCAGAGCAGUGAAGCGCUCCAUGCACUGGUACAGCAAGGCGUAGCCCACGCCCCUGGGACAGAGCUCAGGGACGCCAGCACCGUGAAGGCUGAGAGGGAUUUAAAAUGAGCUUUGCAGCCUGAGAGUGAAAGCAUUGCUUUUUUGGAAACAACAACAACAACAAACAAACAAAAAUUUUAAAACUCUCAUUUUUUUAAACCCAAACUUUGAAAGAUUACAUGGCAGCAAUACCUCAAAACUUUCUAACUCCUGUUUUGUAGCAAAUUGGAAUUAUUAGGAUAUUAGCCAUUUGCAACUAUAUUUCGACAGAUAUGGGCCUUCCUUUUUAAAAAAAUACUAGGUCAGUGAUACAAAGGAAUAUAAUUGUUUACUCUCCAAAUCAGUAGUCCUGGGUCAGAGCCACGGAGCCAGAGAUGCACAGAGAGGGGCAGAGACACCUCUGUUUUCCAACUGUCUUGACAGAAGGAAUGUUGAGGAGUAAGAGUUGUGAGAAACUUCAGGCCAAGAGUAAAAUUGCCAUAAGGCAGUUAAUCACCUUCCAACAUGUUCUCAGGUUAUUUGGCCGGCCUUGCAUUUGAGCUAGGUUUCUUUUAGAUGGGAGGCAGUGAUGAGUGUACUUCCCAGUUGGUCAGGUUUUAUCACAUAAAGUCCUACAGCUAGCUCUUAAAUAAUAAUGUAAUUAAGGAAGUGACCAUUACAGGGGAUUUUUUUUCCUGUAUGACCUGGGAAAAACACCCCCUCCAAAAAAACCCAAACAAGAUGGAGAAAGAACAAAUAAGUUGGUAGAACUGUGAUUUAGUGUGUCUUGAUCACUACCUGAAAACAAGAAUUUUCCAAUUUUAUUUGUAUUUUCCUCAGUGAAAUGAUAUAUUGUCACAUUAAAAAAAUUUUAAUUGCAGUUGACAUGUAAUAUGAUACUAGUCUCACAUGUACAGCAUAGUGAUUAGACAUUUCUAUAACUUACUAAAUGAUCGCCCUGAUUAGUCUAGAACCACACAUACUAUUAUAAUACUAUUGACUGUAGUCAGUACUAUUGACCAUGCUGUACUUUACAUCCCUGUGACUAUUUUGUAACUGCCAAUUUGUACUUCUAUAUCCCUUCCCUUUUUAACCCAUUCCCCCAACAACAUCUCACCCAUCUGGCAACCAUCAAAAUGUCCUCUGUAUUCUUGAGUUUGUUUCUGUUUUGUUGGUUUGUUUUGUUUUUUUAGAUUCCAUGUAUAAGUGAAGUCAUAUGUUAUUUGUCUUUCUCUGACGUAUUUCACUCAGCAUAAUAACCUCUAGGUCCAUCCAUGUUGUUGCAAGUGGUAAGAUUUCCUCCUUUGUUAUGGCCAGUAGGAUUCCAUGGUGUACUCAGAUGAACCACAUCUCCUUUAUCCAACCAUCUAACAAUGGGCAGUCGGGCUGCUCCCAUACCUUGUAUUGUAGAUAACACUGCGAUGAACAUGGGGAUGUUUAUAUCGUUUCAAGUUAGUGUUUGGAUUUCUUUAGAGAAAUACACAGAAGUGGAUAUCCUGUCAUAUAUGUCUGUUUCAGAGACAAAUUUGACAGAAUUAGGGGUCAAAUUGUAUUUGUACCAAGUCUAUUUCACUGUACCUUAAUUGUCUUCUUAAAUGAUUGUUUUGAAGGUAUCAUUAAUGAUACCUUCAUUAAUUACUCCAUCAUUACAUCAUUCAUUAAGAUUUGGAAAUAUUUUUGUUAUGUUGGGGUGUUUUGUUUACUGUAAUAAGUCAGAUACCAUUAUGUAGGUAUCACUCUUUUUACUCUUUCUUUUUUAUGUUCUUUCUACAAAUCUCAGUGGCCAGUUACAGGCUUUAUUAAGAAAAGCAUAUGAAAACUGUUCUGUUGUUUUAUUGUUUCUUAUAGAGUCUGAUUCUCAGUGGAUAUGAUUCCAUAGGAAAUAAUUCUGUCUUUCUGUAUUAGGAUAUACUGGGUUAUAAUAUAAACACCAAAAAAGCUUUAGUUCAUCUCUUUUUUCACAUUUUUCUUCCUCAGCAUAAAUCCUUUUAAAAAAGGGGUAUUUUUUUAGAUGUGGGAAAAUAACUUUGAAUAUCUCUUAUUGGAAUUGACCAUCUCAAAAAUCAGGCUAAUUUUUGUUAGUCUAGAAGUUACUCUUUUAUUCUUAGCAUUUUGGGCUGUUUUAAUGAUACAGUUUAGUAAAUCUUUUGUCAGAUUUGACCUAAAUCAGAAAUGUGACCACAUUUGCUUUUAUUGUUGUUGAAACAGUGAUGAUCAAAAUCAUUGAGCAAAAAAAAAUUGUCCUUUCCAUUUUUCAAGUUCAUUUUCACUUGUAUGUUAAUAUUUGAAAUAUUAAAACAUUGUGUGCUAAUGUUUCCCAUCAUGUUCUACUUUACCAGGAUGGAUCUAGCAGAUAUUUCUAGGAGGUCUGUUGCUAUCUUACCAAGAUGAAUGUUCCUGUACAGUCUUUCUUAGAGUGGUAUUAAUUGCUUUUGUACUAUGGACUGCUGAUUUUUGUUUUUCUUUUAUAUCUAACAUGACAUGGUUUCUCAACCUCAGCAUUAUUGAUAUUUUGGGACAGAUAAUUCUUUGUUUUAGGGUGCUGUUUUGUGCUUUAGAGGAUAUUUUGCAGCAUCUCUGACCUCUACUCUUUAGCUACCUGUAGCAUUCCCCUGAGUUGUGAUGGUUAAAAAUGUCUCCAAACAUUGACAGAUGUACCCCUUGGAGGCAGACUCAUCCCCCAGCCCCAGUGGAGAACCACUGAUACAGACUGUUAGAAGGAAAUUGGAGAUUCAAUGACUGUAGAGUGUGUCAGUACCCCCUUUCUCUCUGCCUGAUUUUACCUUAGAAAGUGAUUGUUAGCAAAAGGAGAUGGUAGUAUAUGAAAGUAAGUAGGGUUUCCAUUCUGCUGGUCGAUGAGCUUUUUGAAAAAGAUCUGAUUGUAAUUGUCCUGCUGUUUUUAUCCACCUGCCCACACCCCCAUGCCUGCAUCCUCUGUGGUCUCACUAAGUGUGUUUAUAACUUCAAUAUGAGAUUAAUGUUGUCUGUAGAUCAUCUUUGACAUGAUCUGCCUUUUGUUUCCUCUUAGUGUUUAUGUAUUUGCAUAUGUAUGUAGAGAUAGACACUCCUAAAUACACAUACUUACAUUCACUUUUGAGUCACAGGUUUUGUGUAUUUGACUGCAGAUGGCUAACAGAUUGAAUCUUAAGAAGGUCACUUAACACUAUGGUGUUAGAGGAAAGAAACUUUAGAAAUAGCCCCUCUGCAAGGGACUUAUACUGGGGACAAGUCUUUAAUUAAAAGUAAUCUAGCCCAGGAUUUCGAAAAGAAUUUCAUAAUUCUUUCAGUGGAGAUAUAACCAGACUCUGGGGAUCUUCAAGUCUAAGUGAUUCUAGAGUCAUCCCAGAGGUGGCCUCGUAGUCUUGACAGCAUCCCCAGAGGAUUCCGAUCCCCGUGGGGAACUUAGAUCAUGUUUCUGAAUUAGAAUUAAAAGCCCCAAACACAUGAGGGAUCUCGCUGGUCCCAAAAUCAUCCUUUUUCAUAGACAAAGCCAAGUAAUCUGGUUCAAAUCAGUCAAAAUGGGUAACCCCAAAGAAGUAAAAAAGGUGAUCCAGAAUCACAUUGUUUUUUUAAGUUUUGGAACCUCAUAGCCAUAAAUGUUUGGUACCAGCAUUUAUUGUAAGUAACUGGCUCUAUUGUCACCAUAUUCCCACGGGACCCUUACACUUAGAUGAAUGCAAGAAUGAUCUUGGGAGUGGGAACGAGAGGGGCAGAAACCCUAAGAAUCAUAUUUCUGAAAUUCUCUGUUAUUUCAUUUCUGCUGUCUUUCCCCCUUUUACUACAAAUUUGGUUAAUUAAAUAUAAUGACUGUACAUAUAUCUAUUAGAAAAUAAAUGAUAUAGAUUCUAAUUUAUGUAUUUUUUAAAAUUUAUUUAAUCUUUAGAAGGGACAGAAAGGAGAGAAGGAGAGAAAUAUCAAUGUAUGGUUGCUUCUGGUGCAUCCCUUGCUGGGAACUGGCCCCUGCUGGGAACUGGCCUGCAACCCAGGCAUGUGCCCUGAUGGGGAAUCGAACCGCGAUCAUCUGGUUUGCAGGCCCACACUCAAUCCACUGAGCUACGCCAGCCAGGGCCAUAUAGAUUCUAAUUUAAAUGAGCCAUGGUAUUUUAAGAAACUGCCAAAUUGUUAUCCAGAAUGGCUAUACUAUUUCACAUUCCCACCAGCCAUGUGCAAAUGACUCAGUUUCUCCACAUCCUCACCAGCAUUUGACAUAUAAACAUAACCCUAAAAUUAACCCUAACUAUAAACCCAAACCUAAACCUAAUCCCAAAUCUAAUCCUAAGUCUACUUUAUUUCUAAUACUAACUUUAACCCUAAUUCUAACCUUAAUACUAACAACACACCUAAAACUAUACCUAAACCUAACAACCUUAACCCUAGCCCAACCCCGAACUGAAACCAACUCGAACCCUAAACCCAAACCCAACUUUAACCAUGAACCUAAACCCAAUGCUAAUCCUAACACAAAAUCCAACCACAACCCUAGCCCUAAUCAAAACCCUAAACCUCCUAAGCUAAACUCAACCCUAAAUGUAACACUAACAUCACCCAUACCUCUAACACCAAUACUCUUUAAUUUUAGCCAAAACCUGUCCCUAACCAUACCCUAAUCUUAAAUCUAAACCAAGUACUAAACCUCACUCUAAAUUUAAACCUAAAUCUAGCCUAUAACUAAUCAUAACUUAACUGUAUCCCUAACUUAACCCGGUACUUAACCCUAACCUGAACCCAAGACUUACUCUAAAUGCUAACUCUAAAACAAACCCUAAACUUUAUCUUAACCCUAAACCUCAGUAUAACCCAAAACACAAUCCUAAUGCUAACACUAAUCCGAACUCUAAUUUUAACCCUAACCAACACUCUUAACCUAACAUGUGCUAAAUUAGACCUAACUGAACUCUGAAUUUAACCCUUGCAGUAAUCCUAACCCUAACAUAAUAAACCAGCCCUAAUCUUAAUCCUAACCUUAAACGUGAACCUAACUGUAAACCUAAAUCUAACUGUAACUUGACCCAAAAGUUAAACUUAAACCCGAAGCCAAACCUUAAAUCUAACCCUAAUCCACACCCUAAAUGUAACCUUGACACUAGCAUAACCCUAAAGUGAACCCUCACCCUAAACCUAAUCCUAAUCCUAACACUGAUUUUAACUCUACUAUUAACCCUAAACCUUAACAAAACCUUAAACAUAACCCUACCCUGACCUAAGCCUGUCAUGCUGCCUCUUACCCUAAACCUAGCACUAAACUUACUUCCUGUCCUACAACUAAAACUAACCAUAACCAUAAUCCUAGACCUAAAACAAAAAUAAAAACUAACAUUAAUUUUAACUCUAACCUUAAUGUUAAAAAUAACCGUGAAGCUAAUCCUAUUCCUGACCCUAACAAUGAUCCUAAUGCUAAAACUAAACAUAACCCUAACCGUAAACUUAGCUCUAAAUAUGUUAUUUUUAAAACUAAUCCUAAUGCCAAAACCUCAAAAUAAAACUUAACACUAAUCUUGACCCUUUGCAUAAACCUAAACCUGCUUGAAAACCUCACACAUAACCUAACUUUAAGCUUAAACCUAACCCUAACCCUGACCUGAACCCUAAAAUUAAACUUCAAAUUAAACCUAAACCCAAAUUUAUUUUUUACUUUUUCAUUUCUUGAUUUUAGAGAAACAGAAGAAGGGAAAGGAGAGAUGGACAGACAUAGAUUAGUUGUUCCACUUGUGUAUGUAUUCAUUGGUUGCUUCUUGUAUGUGCCCUGACCAGAGAUCGAACCUGCAACCUUGGUGUAUCAGGAUGACACUUGAACCAACUGAGCUACCCAGCCAGGGCCCAUUUUAUUUUAAAAAAUUAUAUUAAAUAUUUUGGGGUAGCAUUGAUUAAUAAGAUUGUUUCAAGUGUACAGUUCUACAAUAUUUAAUACAUCAUCUAUAUAUUGCAUGCGUUGUGUGUUCACCACCCAGUCUCCCUCCAUCACCACGUAUUUGACUUCCUUUACCCUCUUCUGCCUCCUCUGCAUCCCUCUUCCCCUUUGGUGACCACCAUUCUGUUCUCUGUGUCUAUGAGUUUGUUUUGUUGUUUGUUUGAUUUGUUCAUUUGUUGCUUUUUGUUUUAUGUCCCACAUAUGAGUGAAAUCAUAGGGUUCCAAACCCCGUGUCUCUUUCCAUUGUGGCAUCCACCAAUGCGAGCAACAAAUGGUCGGAAGCUUUCAGGAGUUUAAGAUGGAACUUUAUUGGCCAAAGCUUUACCUGCGCAGGGGCGAACUCUUGGGAUGUCCGGAGACACGGUGCCAAGAGGCUGCAAAUGAGAGUCGUGCCUGGCGCUUACAGCCUAGGGUUUUUAUUGGGGUGAGCAAGCAAGCAAAUACAGAAGCAGAGGUAGCUGUUAGCAAUUGGCUAUCUCGAGAGAACACACAUGGCUAUGUUCUCUACUUGCAACAAUGGAUAUUUUUCUGCAAAGACAAGGUCAUGCACAAGGUGGUUAUCUUGUUCAGCACUCUUUGUACUUUCUGUACUUUCUAUCUUCCUCGCUGAAUCAGUCUGGAGCCUGCCUCGGGUUCCUCUUGGCUACUUUUAUCUAAUUCCGGGCCUGACACCAUCUGACUUAUUUUGCUCAGCAUAAUAUUCAUCCAUGUUGUUACAGAUGGCAUUAUUUCAUCUUUUCUAAUGCUUGAGUAGUAUUCUUUAUCCAGUCAUCUAGGGAAGGGCACUUUGGUUGUCUCCAUGUCUUGGCCACCAUGAAGUAUGGGUGCAUAUAUCUUUGUGAAUAGAUAUUUCCAAGUUUUGGGGGUAGAUACCCAGAAGAGGUCUUGCUGGGUCAUAUGGUAGCUCUAUUUUUAAUUAUUUGAGGCUGAGUAUACUGUCUUCCAUAGUGGCUGUACCAGUUUACAUUCCCACCAGCAGUGAACGAGAGUUCCUUUUUCUCCACAACCUCUCCAACAUUUCUUAUGACGUGUUUUAAUGAUGGCCAUUCUAACAGGUGUAAGCUGAUGUCUCAUUGUGGUUUUGAUUUGCAUUUCUCUUAAAGUUAAUGAAGUUGAACAUCAUCUCAUAUACUAUUAGCCAUAAAAUGGUAAAACUAAAAAAAAAAUAAAUAAAUUGAAUUUUUUUGUUGUUGAGUUAUAUAUUUAUAUAUAUGUGUAUAUAUAUUAAGCUUAUAUAUAAACUUUAUAUUACUUUUGUUAAUAUAAUAUUAUGUAUCAAGUAUAUAUACUUCCUAUUAAUGGAUAUAAAUUAUAUAUAUAUUUAAGUUUAAUCUUUAUUGUAUUUUUCCACUACCAUUUAGUCCCCUUAUACCACCUUCCCCACAGUGAUCCCCACACUGUUGUCCAUGUGCAUGAGUCUUUUUUCUUUUUUGCUCAGUCCCUUCACCUCCUCACUCCCCCCUGCACCAGCUGUCAUCUGCUCUCCAUCUGUGAGUCUGUCUCUAUUUUGCUUGUUCAGUUUGUUCAUUAGAUUCCACACAUGAAUGAAAUCAUACAGUGUUUUUCUUUCUCUGACUGGCUUAUUUCACUUAGCAUGAUGUUCUCCAUACCCAUCCAUACUGUUUCAAAGGGUUAAAUUUUCUUCUUGUUUAAAGCCGAGUAGAAUUCCAUUGUGUAAAUAUACCAUAGUUGUUUUAUCCACUCAUCUACUGAUGGAUACUUGGGCUGCUUCCAUAUUUUGAUGAAUGUAAAUAACACUGCAGUGAACACAGGGGUGCUUAUGUUCUUUUGAAUUAGUAUUUUAAAUUUCUUUGGAUAUAUUCCCAGAAGUGGGAUCUUUGGGUCAAAAAACAAAUUCAUUUUUAAUUUUUUGAAGUAUCUGCAUACUGCUUUCCACAGUGGCUGCAGCAGUCUGCAUCUCCACCAACAGUGCAAAAGGGUUCCCCUUUCUCCACAUCCUC